Messenger RNA from Nestor notabilis (Kea), 732 nucleotides. It is a transcript of the gene TNFRSF13B, whose product is annotated as tumor necrosis factor receptor superfamily, member 13B. Gene Ontology annotation, cellular component: plasma membrane. The record is from RefSeq and is a predicted model, not a curated record. Lineage: Eukaryota; Metazoa; Chordata; Aves; Psittaciformes; Psittacidae. The transcript has 4 exons. The annotation marks the transcript as partial.
CCCCCUCCCGGCGCCUUGUGUGUGGGGCCCCCCGCCGUGAGGAGGUGCGCGGCUCUGUGCGAAUCCAUGGACUGCAACAGGAAACCCGGCUUCUACUACGACAAGCUCCUGAAAAACUGCAUCAACUGCAGCACGGUCUGCGGGCAGCACCCCAAGCAGUGCGCCCCGUCCUGUGAAGGUAGGGCCGGGUUUCUCAGCUCACCCAUCUCUGCCUGCCCCACAGCGAGUGCCCUGGGAGCCACCUCGCUCCCGGUCCCGGCGCCUGUGCUGGAGCAGAAGACGUACGUGGAGCAGGAGCCGUGGCUGGUGGGGUACCCUUCGUUUUUUUUGGGGCUCUGCCUCUGCACCCUCCUCUGCUCCCUGCUCCUGGGCUGGACCCACCUGCGGAGGAAGGGAGAGGGGGUCUCCUGCCAAGACAGCGCUGGGCCCUGCCACCGCAGGGAGGACUCCUCCAAAGAUCAUCUGGUGGAAGCAGGCAGCGUUGGCGAUGGAUCCACUGGCAGCAGGCUCCCAGAGCCAGUGGAAACCUGUGGCUUCUGCUUCCCUGGACAAGGUUCUGCUGUACAAGAGACCAAAUCAUGCCACAGCACCUCCUGCCACAGCGGGGAAAGAGCUGCUCCCUCUCACAGCGGGAUCUGCAGCACGGGAAGUGCUGGGGCCAUUCCCAGCCCUGACGAUGGCCACUUCAAAAUCAUAUGUUCUCCUUCACAAGAGAAGGCACCCAUGGUGUGA